AUGGCUCGCUUGUCCGUUUUCUCGCUGCUCGCGGCCCUCCUCGUCGCCCUCGUGUUCGUCUUUGCCGGAUCGGCUGAGGCUGCCAAGGGCCCCGUCAUCACCAACAAGGUCUUCUUCGACAUUGAGCACGAUGGCAAGGCCCUGGGCCGCGUCGUCAUGGGCCUCUACGGCAAGACCGUGCCCAAGACUGUCGAGAACUUCCGCGCCCUCUGCACCGGCGUCGACAAGGACGGCAAGGAGCUCGGCUUCGGCUACGAGGGCUCCAAGUUCCACCGCGUGAUCAAGGACUUUAUGAUCCAGGGCGGUGACUUCACCAGCGGUGACGGCCGUGGUGGCAAGUCGAUCUACGGCGAGCGCUUCGCGGAUGAGAACUUCAAGCUCAAGCACACUGGCCCCGGUGUCCUCUCUAUGGCCAACGCCGGCCGCGACACUAACGGUUCGCAGUUCUUCAUCUGCACCGUCAAGACUUCGUGGCUCGACAACCGCCACGUCGUGUUCGGCCACGUCAUCGAAGGUCUGGACAUUAUCCACGCUAUCGAGCGGUUCCCCAAGGCCUCGGGCGACCGCCCCAAGCAGGACGUCGUGAUUGCCAAGUCGGGCGAGCUCGAGAUUGACCACGACGUGGACGAUGAGGGCAACCAGCUCCUCUCGGCCGAGUUCCAGCCCGAAUACACAGAAAACGAUCCCGUUUCGGACGCCGAGAAGGCGACCAUUGAUGCCUCUGAUGACGAUGAGGAGUACUCCACCAUCGCAUCUCCCUGGAUGUACUUUGCCGGCCUCGCCCUCUUCGUUGUCAUCCCCGUUGGCGCUUACACCUGGUUCUACCGCGGUGGGCGAGAGCGCUUCUUCAAGUCGAGCAGGGGCGUCUAUGAGAAGGUGAACCCGGCGUGA
Molecule: messenger RNA, 891 nt
Organism: Cutaneotrichosporon cavernicola
Lineage: Eukaryota; Fungi; Basidiomycota; Tremellomycetes; Trichosporonales; Trichosporonaceae
Gene: CPR2
Exons: 6
Coding region: 1-891 (296 amino acids)
Biological process (GO): protein peptidyl-prolyl isomerization; protein folding
Molecular function (GO): peptidyl-prolyl cis-trans isomerase activity
Source: RefSeq, a predicted model, not a curated record